Messenger RNA from Nakaseomyces glabratus, 435 nucleotides. It is a transcript of the gene AIM29, whose product is annotated as Aim29p. NCBI's taxonomy places the organism in Eukaryota, Fungi, Ascomycota, Saccharomycetes, Saccharomycetales, Saccharomycetaceae. The record is from RefSeq and is a predicted model, not a curated record.
AUGACGUCUAUUGACUACGACGACAAGGAGCCGCUGACCUCUACUGCGAGGCCGCUGACCAACAGCAUAAUAACGGUGCGGGUGAUCAAGUCGUUCCCGUACCGGAACGUGAAGAACCUGGUGUUCCAUGACUACGACCUGCAGAACAAGACCGCCGGGGACCUGUUGCGGGACUGUAUGGCGCGGAUCAGCACGGAGGGCAGUUUCAGGCCCUUCAGGAACGUGAAGCUGGACACGCUGAAGGUGUACACGCACGCGCACGGCUCCAAGACCGUGAACCUGGUUAUCAACUUCGACCACGACGAGGACUGGAUGCUGGACACCACGUCGAACAGGAAGCUGUGCGAGUACGGUGUCGAGAACGAGACAGAGAUAUCGCUGUUCAACCGCGAGGACUACGUCGCGUACAAGGCCAAUCCCGAGGAGAAGUGGUAA